CUAACCGGUCUCCGGGGCUCAGUGGACAGACUUUACAUGGAUAUAACCGCAUGCUCGACACACGGAUGAAGGAGAAGAGCUGCUAGGAUUUAACACCGAUCGAGGGGACUUUUUAAAAUCAUCUGGAAUACGGACACUUUCCCCACGCAGGGAAGUGGAUUACCUUCUUCAUGCAACUUUUUUGGAAAGAAACCAAGAGCAUCUUACCGGGGAAUAGCAAAAAGACCAGCAUCGGUGACAUCGCACUCUCUCCGGGAACUGUAGGUGUCCCGCACUCUCUCGGCCCCUUCGGGGAGAUGUACCAAGGAUUCCCCGGCGACCUCGACAGCGGAUCCCGUGGAAGCUCGUCUCCAUCUAUAGAGUCCCAGUAUCUGUCCUCCGUGGACUCCUUCGGGAGCCCGCCGACCACCAGUGCACCACAGGAGUGUGUGUCAACUGGAGCUGGGUUAAGCAGUGCGGGCAGCGGGCCGGGGGGCAGCGGCGGAGGGGAGAUGCCCGGCUCGUUUGUGCCCACCGUCACCGCAAUCACCACCAGUCAAGACUUGCAGUGGAUGGUGCAACCAACCCUUAUCUCCUCUCAGGCCUCUGGGCAGAGCGGGUCCACUAGCACCGCCACCAUGACCCAGUCACUGGUGGACCCGUAUGACAUGCCAGGCCCCAGUUACUCCACUGGGCCUGCAUUCACCCCUCCAGGCUCAGAAACCCCGGGGCCGGCACCGGGUCCCAUCCGCCAGUCCCGAACCCGCAGCCGCCGUACACGAGAAGAGUCUGUGAGUGACGAUGGAGAUGUUGGUGUGUUACUGACUCCAGAAGAGGAAGAGAAAAGGCGUGUCAGGCGAGAGAGAAACAAACUGGCUGCCGCAAAAUGCAGAAACCGGCGGCGGGAACUGACAGACAGGCUGCAGUCGGAGACAGACAUCCUGGAGGAGGAGAAGGCAGAGCUGGAGGCUGAGAUCUCUGAGCUGCAGAAGGAGAAGGAGCGUCUGGAGUUUGUCCUGGUGGCCCACCAGCCGAGCUGUAAGAUCCCCUACCAGGACAUGCCGCAGCAGCCGCAGCAGCAGGGCUCAGCGCCGCUCCCUCCGGCUCCGUCCCAGCUCCCUCCCCAGACCCUACAACCACCUGUCUCCAUUGUGGGCUUGACUGUGAAGGAAGACACUUUCUAUCUGCCUCCUCCCUACACAGCCCAUCCGGCCUCCACACAGUCCCAGCCACCUGUUCAGCAGCAGCAGCAAGUCCAGCAGCCGCCUCAGCCAGGGAUGAUGCAGGAGGUAGCGUUUUCUAGUUCUUUCUAUGGCUCAAGUGAGCCGGCAUCUGGCGGGCCGUGCCUUAUGGUCAGCGACAGUGGUGGUGGUGGUGUUAACCAUGACGGUGCAGCCGCUGGCAGCUACAACCCCUCAUACACAUCUUCAUUUGUGUUCACCUACCCAGAGGGAGCCUGCGGGGUCAGUGCCAACCAGCGGAACAGCAGUAGCGAGCAGUCAUCUGAUUCCCUGAACUCGCCUUCGCUGCUGGCGCUCUGACUGACUGACAGACACAUGCGCACACAUAUCAGCAUGCACAAACAUUUUGCUCGCUGGAGGUAGAGGCUGAGGCAAGUACACGCACAGAACUAAUCAGUCUCUUAGAUUAAGCAAAAAAAAAAAAAAAAAAAAAA
This is a messenger RNA of Myripristis murdjan (pinecone soldierfish), 1654 nucleotides long. RefSeq names its product FBJ murine osteosarcoma viral oncogene homolog B (gene fosb). Bases 171 to 1520 code for a protein of 449 amino acids. Gene Ontology annotation, biological process: regulation of transcription by RNA polymerase II. Gene Ontology annotation, molecular function: DNA-binding transcription factor activity, RNA polymerase II-specific; RNA polymerase II cis-regulatory region sequence-specific DNA binding. The record is from RefSeq and is a predicted model, not a curated record. Lineage: Eukaryota; Metazoa; Chordata; Actinopteri; Holocentriformes; Holocentridae. Gene Ontology annotation, cellular component: nucleus. The transcript is spliced from 5 exons.